AUGUUUUCUCCCCGGAAUUUAGCCAUCGUUAUUCUGGUGGGACUCUCAGUCGCCCAAGACACGUACGACUAUGUUAUUGUUGGGGGUGGAGUCACUGGCCUUGUUGUAGCCAAUCGCCUGACCGAAGACAAGAAAAAAUCUGUACUCGUCAUCGAAGCCGGAAGAGCAGACGACAACCCAAAUAUUCGUAUGCCUUAUGGCGCCACGUAUUCCCUCAACACCUCUCUUCUGUGGUCAGACUAUGUAUCACAGCCAGAACCAUAUCUUGGUAACAAGACAUGGAACACUCGUGUCGCGCAAAUCCUCGGCGGUGGUUCUUGUGUUAAUGGGAUGCUUUAUGAUCGCGGAUCAGCGGCGGACUACAAUGCUUGGGAGGCGUUGGGCAACAAGGGUUGGGGAUGGGAAGGGAUGUAUCCAUACUUCAAGAAGGGAACGGAAUUCACCCCACCUCCCGCGGAAACAGUCGAACAAGUCGAAAUUACUUGGGAUCCCGAGGCAUACGGAAAGGGUCCAUUGAAGCUUGGCAUCACCGACACACAAUACUCCGAUAUUGUUGACUACUUCGCAGCCUUCGAAGGCACUGGUGGCGCAUAUGCGGCUCGCGACGGUAACAAUGGAGAGGCAUACGGCACCUCAUGGUACCCCAAUACGAUGAAUCCCAAAACUGGUGAAAGAUCGCACGCUCGUAACUCAUACUACGACCCUGUGAUGAGUCGUUCGAACCUGAAGGUCGUGCUACAGACGUUGGCAACUGAGCUCGUGUUUGACGGUGACAAGAAGCUCACAGCAAAGGGCGUGAAGGUCACUGACAAGACUACUGGCUCGUCGACAACUUACUAUGCGAAGAAAGAGGUCAUCUUGGCCGCUGGUGCUGUAAAUACACCAAAACUUCUCCAGAACAGCGGUGUCGGACCAAGAGCUGUACUUGAAGCUGCUGGCAUCUCUGUGAAGCUUGAGCACGACGGCGUAGGUGCGAACUUCCAGGAUCAUCCAUACACUGGUGUUGGGUUCAACGUCUCCAACGUCAGCAGCCCGAACGCGAUGUCUUUGACUACAGACCCAGCAUACAACGCUUCUGCAUGGGAGGAGUACCGUGUCAACAAGACGGGACCGCUGACUCAGGCCCGUGGCAACAGUCUAGCCAUGAUGCCACUUCCUGUAGUGGAUCCUGAAAACUACCGCAGUAUCGCAAACCGAAUCCGUGGCCUCAAGAACGACGAGUAUCUGCCAUCGAUCUACAAGAACAAUGCGAAGCUGCUUAAGGGUGUCAAGGCACAGCGCAAAGUAAUCACCGAGAUUUUCGAGAACGAAAAGGCAGCUGUUGUGGAAUACGGUAUUCCGUCAUCAGGCGGCUACGUUCUCGUCGGUUUGGAGAAGCCAGUUUCUCGUGGAACCAUCAUGAUCAACCCUACCAACCCUCAAGGACCGCCAAGAAUAUUCUACAACGCGCUUAGUAACCCAGUUGACAAAUCUGUGCUUGCUGCAUGUGUCCGCCAUCUCCGUAAGGUCUGGGCAGGCCCUGAGCUGGCAAAGUAUACCCCGGUCGAGACGACGCCGGGAGCCCAGUACAAGACUGAUGACGAGAUCAUCAACAAGUCCGUUGAGCUGGGAAGCGUUUGGCCAACUCUUUCACACCCAUCUUGCAGCUGUGCGAUGUUGCCUGAAGACAUGGGUGGUUGCGUGUCUGAGAAGCUUCUCUUCUAUGGCGUCAAAAAACUGUCUAUUAUCGAUGCUUCCAUCCUCCCUCUCAUUCCUUCUCAGCACAUCCAGGCAACUAUGUAUGCUGUUGGCGAGAAGGCAGCGGAUAUCAUUAAGAAAAGAGGUUGA
This is a messenger RNA of Alternaria postmessia, 1827 nucleotides long. RefSeq lists its product as uncharacterized. Gene Ontology annotation, molecular function: oxidoreductase activity, acting on CH-OH group of donors; flavin adenine dinucleotide binding. The record is from RefSeq and is a predicted model, not a curated record. NCBI's taxonomy places the organism in Eukaryota, Fungi, Ascomycota, Dothideomycetes, Pleosporales, Pleosporaceae. The transcript has 4 exons. The coding region runs from base 1 to 1827 and encodes 608 amino acids. Gene Ontology annotation, biological process: secondary metabolite biosynthetic process.